AAGGCGUAAACUUUGUUAUGGAGAAUGAUAUUGAUUUAUAUCUCGUUUAUGUUGGGGCAUUAAUUAUACAUUAGCGGGGUGAUUUACAUAGGGGUGACGUGCAUUAUUUUUAUUGAUUGAAGUUGGUGAAUAAUCCUGCUCAACAGAAUUUUGUAAUUUAUGCAGCUCAUACAAGUUCUAAUAGGGAAGCAUCUUGUUAAAUUCUGGAGUUGAAAGCUAUAUCAUCUUGCAGCACUAUAUUCGUUGAACCCUUGGAAAGUUGUCGAAGUGUUAUGCGAUGGAUUUGAAAGGUAUAGCAUGGGUUGGAGAUAUAUACCAGAAAUUUGAAGCGAUGUGUUUGGAGAUGGAAGAUGCUAUGUACCAGGAUACCGCUAGAUAUGUUGAGAAUCAAGUGCAGACUGUUGGUGCAAGUGUCAAGAGGUUCUAUUCAGAUGUGGUGCUAGAUUUACAUCCUCAAUUUAACAUAGAUCCCGUGAAAGUUGCAGCUGCUGACUUGUCUCUUAAUCCUUAUGCUCACACUGAAAUCAGCAAGAAGCUGAAAGCAAAACUUAAAGGUGGACACCCUAGGGUAAUUAAUAAAGAAUUAAUUGAUGAUACUCAAGUGAUCAAGGGGAAAAGCAAAAGUGGAGGAGUUUAUAGACGUCAAAGUGUUGGGAUCAAAGAAAUUGUUAGAGAUAAUCAUCCACCAUCUAAGAAGUCGGACGCUCUCUGUCUCGUAUCAGGGAAUGCAAUUAAAUUGUCCUCAGAUUCUAAGGUUAGGGGAGGUUUUGAAGUGGCAUCUGACCACAUGACCAUGACUUCGCCCUUGGCCUCAGUUAAAGGACGUAACUCUACCGAGACAGGAAAGGAGGUUUCCAACCAUAUUAUAAAAACAAAUGCGCCUGCAGCAGGUAUAUCAAUUAAUGUUGCAGCUUCUGACACGAGCUUAUCAGUUGACUGUGUUGGGCAGAACCAAGCAGAUCUCAGGAACACUUCCUCUGCUGGUGACUUGCAAUCAGACUCUCAUGAUAGGGGUACGCUCAAGGAGUUGACUGGUGAUACUGGAUUAAAGAUUAGCAGUAAUACUGGUGACAAUAAUAUUGCCAGCGAGGAGAUCAAUGAGUCCUGCAAAGAAAGAUCAGAUAAAUCUUGUUCUCCUCCACCCGAGAAGUAUGACUUGAUUGAGUCCGAUGUGGAAAUUGUUGAGCGCUAUGAUGAAUCAAAGUUGGAGGAAACAUGUGUCCUGGUUGAAGUGGACAAACUUCAUGUUCCACAGGGAUCAGUCAAACGGAAAUCAUACAAGAAGAAGCUCAGGCAAGUGUUUUCUAUGAAAAAGAAGUCGACGAGAAAAGAGUAUGAGCAGCUUGGAGCAUUACAUGGAGAUCAACAGCCUAACCUAGAGCCUGAAGAAAAGCCGAUGCAGGUUCUCUCCAAAAACUCGAACGUGAAAAAGUUGCCAUCAGCUGAUGAUCAUUCCGAAUCUGAGUGGGAACUUCUCUAGAUAUGACGCAUUACAACAACAUACCCAAUGUAAUCCGACCAGUGGAGUCUGAGCUAGAUAUGAUGCUAUAAAAGUGUAAUGUUGCUUUUGCCAAUCAAUAGAUGGCUUUGUACAGAAAACUAAAAUUGAAAGCAGAAGCACCUGGUGCAUUAUAAUAAGCCAAUUAUUUCUCUAUAAA
Molecule: messenger RNA, 1658 nt
Organism: Solanum stenotomum
Lineage: Eukaryota; Viridiplantae; Streptophyta; Magnoliopsida; Solanales; Solanaceae
Exons: 6
Coding region: 278-1480 (400 amino acids)
Source: RefSeq, a predicted model, not a curated record